Messenger RNA from Ceutorhynchus assimilis (cabbage seed weevil), 410 nucleotides. Lineage: Eukaryota; Metazoa; Arthropoda; Insecta; Coleoptera; Curculionidae. The record is from the annotation of a GenBank genome assembly.
CUUUUUAUUUUUGAAUAAAUUAUUUUCAGUGUAAAUUAUUAUGGCAUUCAAAUUACAAUACGCUGUUUUCUCUGGCAUUUGUGCGGCUAGUGCUGGCGCAUUUGGGAAAUUAUCCGGUUUGGACGCCUUUCAGGAUUUCCUGAUUUUACGCCUAAUAUUCUUUGUCUCGAUGAUUCUAUGCAACGCCGCAGUUUGGACUUUAUUCGUUAAAGCUUUGCACCAGUCGAGUUCUUCGUUUGUAGCCACCAUCGUCAGUUCAACUUCGAACUUUCUAUUUACGGCUAUCCUUGGCUAUUUUCUGUUGGGAGAAAUAACUUCUACACUUUGGUGGACAGGAAUGGCUUUUAUCAUUUGCGGAUUGAUGUUUAUUGUGUCUGACGAUGAUGUCGCCUGUAAAAAAUAAAAUUUUC